Molecule: messenger RNA, 922 nt
Organism: Triticum aestivum (bread wheat)
Lineage: Eukaryota; Viridiplantae; Streptophyta; Magnoliopsida; Poales; Poaceae
Exons: 1
Coding region: 93-623 (176 amino acids)
Source: RefSeq, a predicted model, not a curated record
CCACACUUUACAUUACCACAACAACAGCGCAGACGAGAGAGGAACAAGACAGUAGCAAGCAGCAGCAGCACACACGCGACGACCAAGACGGAAUGGGCCUCUGUGUGUCGUACGACGCGGCGGCCGACGGCCCGGCGACCGCGAGAGUGGUGCUCCCCAGCGGCGAGCUCCGGGAGUACUCGCCGCCCGCGACGGCGGCCAUGGCGCUGGAGGAGGUGGGCCAGCAGGGGUGGUUCCUCUGCGACGCCGACAGGAUGGGGUUCGAGGGCUCCGUCGCGGCGGUGGCUGGCGGCGAGGGGCUCCAGCCGGGGCAGAUCUACUUCGUGCUCCCCGCAGAGAUGCUGCGCCGCUGCCUCACCGGUGAGGAGGUGGCCUCGCUUGCCGUCAAGGCCAGCGCCGCCUUCGUCAAGGCCGCCACCGCCUCGUCUGCCGGCGGCCGGCGCCGGCGAGGCUCCGUGGCGCCGCUCGUGUUCGCGCCGUCGGAGGAGGACUACUCUGACGAAACCUUGGCGAAGUUUGCAGUGAAGCCGGCGGUGCCGCAGAAGCGGAGGGUGGCCUACCGAGGCGGGAGGUCGCCGCCGAGGUUCUCGCCUGACUUGACGGCCAUCAUGGAGAGCGAGUAGAGCCGCGGAGCGCACGAGACUGCCAGAAAAGAAAAGGCAUCUUUGCACAUAGCCCUGCCUCGCCUGGCCGCGAGAGAUGCGUGGCCAGCCGCUGAUGUUAGAUCGGACGGGGGAGACGCGGAGAUUAACGCGACAAGUGAUAUGUGGAGUUAGUUUCUCGAGUUGGAUCGUAGAGGGAUAGUCGCGUUUUGGACGUUGUUAAUAUAGACGUCAGAAACAAGUAGGGAAUGCACAUACAGAUAUGCCAAUGUAAAUACUGUAUAAAUGAUGUGGAGUACGUAUGCUCAAUUACUGGCCCA